Messenger RNA from Fraxinus pennsylvanica, 3393 nucleotides. The record is from the annotation of a GenBank genome assembly. NCBI's taxonomy places the organism in Eukaryota, Viridiplantae, Streptophyta, Magnoliopsida, Lamiales, Oleaceae.
AUGGCUCUGCACCAGGGGAUUGAAACGGAGGAGGGAAAUCGACUGCCGACGACUUGGCAAGUAUUGUAUUUCAAUCUGUAUGGAUUUAGGAUGGUUCUGCUUGAUCACCACGCCAACAAAAUUCUGGGAGCUACAAGACCCAAAAUCCGACAGCCACAAGACCAAAAAAUUCGACAACCACAAGACCAAGAUUUGGAAGGAGGAGCAGUGAUUUCGCACCCGGAAUUUUUCCCCAAAACUGUAGUAUAUCCUCCCCCCAACACUCGUUCACCUCCAGCCACACAAUUUCUCCAUCUCCUUCCUCCAACACCUUCGACCCACCCCGUUGUUGACAGGGGUCACCGCCGUCCAUCGCCAAGCCGUCCACUUCCCAAGCCCCUUUCCUUGCCUCUCGUUCCUUGCCUCUUGAUCUCAAAUCCGGUAGCCACACCAACAAAAUUCCGACAGCCACGCCAACAAAAUUCUAGGAGCUACAAGACCCAAAAUCCGACAGCCACAAGACCAAAAAAUUCGACAACCACAAGACCAAGAUUUGGAAGGAGCAGUGAUUUCGCACCGGAAUUUUUCCCCAAAACCGUAGUAUAUCCUCCCCCCAACACUCGUUCACCUCCAGCCACACAAUUUCUCCAUCUCCUCCCUCCAACACCUUCGACCCAUCCCGUUGUUGACAGGGGUCACCGCCGUCCGUCGCCAAGCCGUCCACUUCCCAAGCUCCAGGAGGCCUUCUCCAAGUUCCUCACUAUGUACCCAAAGUACCAGUCAUCCGAGAGGAUUGAUCAGCUGAGGUUGGACAAGUAUUCACACCUCUCUACUGUGGGUUCAAAGCUUACUCUUAAACUCUGUUCAACUGAUCUGAGGAAGCAAAUUUCGAACAAAAAAAAGAGGAAGAAUGAUUUAGUUGCUGGCCUUUUUGUGUUUCCUGUCCAAUCUAGAGUUACUGGUGCGAAAUACUUGUAUCAGUGGAUAGCCCUGGCUCAACAGAACAAGUGGCAUGUCUUACUUGAUGCAGGGGCAUUGGGCCCAAAGGACAUGGAUUCCCUUGGUUUAUCUUUGUUCCGGCCAGAUUUCAUCAUCACAUCAUUUUAUAGGGUGUUUGGCUAUGACCCCACUGGAUUUGGAUGUCUUCUAAUCAAGAAAUCUGUGAUGGGAAGCCUACAGGAUCAGUCAAACGAUGCUGGUUCUGGUAUGGUUAAAAUCACUCCCAUGUUUCCGCUGUACUUCACUGUACUUGAGUAUUCAAUGGACAAUUUCCUUGGAUUUGGUAAAGAUGAGGAAGUCAGUAGGAAUGCUGAAGUUAACUCUGAAACUCGCCCACAAUCUCAAUUACCUACCUUUUCUGGUGCAUUCACUUCUGUACAGGUGAUGGAUGUAUUUAAGACUGAGAUGGAGCAUGAUAACAGUUCAGAUAGGGAUGGGGCAAGCGCCAUAUUUGAAGAAACUGAGAGUAUUUCUAUUGGGGAGGUGAUGAAAAGCCCGGUAUUCAGUGAAGAUGAAUCGUCAGAUAACCCGCUGUGGAUUGAUUUGGGUCAUAGUCCUUUAGGGUCAGAAAAUGCUGGUCAUUCAAGCAAAUGCAAUGCAGCAUCUCCCUCGCCACCAGUUUGGUUCUCUGGUCGGAAAAAUAAUAGGCGGACUUCUCCAAAAGCCAGCUCGAUGUAUGACAAGGAAUUGAACCAAGGACAUGUUGAAGAUAGCUAUGUGUUAUCAUUUGACGCUGCUAUUCGAUCAGUCUCUCAAGAUUUGGACCAUUUCAAGGAGAUUCCCAAAGAUGAACAAUUUACUCCAAGAGACUGUGAAUGUAAGACUCCAAAUAACCAACCUUUUCACGAAAUUGAAAAAGAACCCGAAACCAACAAAUCAAUGGGUUCUUCCUUUAAGGGAUCAGGCCACAACAACAUGAAUCAUCGAAGCGUACAGAAUGGCUCAACUUCUGAGAUAUGCUCUGAGCCAAAUGAGACUGCAAUAAGAAGAGAGAUAGAAGAAGAGACUGAGCAUUUGGGAAGCAGAGGAAGAAGGGUAUCCUUUAGUACUAAAGGCAAGAGUAAAGCUCGUAUGGGCCACACUUUUAAGACAGGAGAAGUAUUAACCACGAGCCUGGAUGAUGAUGAUUACAUUUGCAAUGGGAAAUAUGAUGAUGAUGGGCAAGACUCCAACAGAAAUGAGCCCGAGAUUAUUUGCAGGCAUCUUGAUCACAUAAAUAUGUUAGGUCUCAACAAGACUGCCUCCCGACUGAGGUACCUCAUCAAUUGGCUUGUGACAUCUUUGCUGCAAUUAAGAUUGCCUGGUUCACAUGGAAAGGACAGUCCACUGCUUGUUCAUAUUUAUGGGCCGAAGAUUAAAUAUAAAAGAGGUGCAGCAGUUGCCUUCAAUGUGAGGGACAUGAACCAUGGUCUAAUUAAUCCGGAAAUUGUUCAGAAGCUAGCUGAGUCACAUGGUAUCUCUCUUGGUGUUGGAAUAUUGAGUCACUUACGCAUUCUCGAUAGUUUCAAAGGGCGACUUGUCGUCAGACAGGGGCUGUUAGAAGCUCGGCCAAAAGAUUUUCCGCUUAUCAAUAAAUUUGCCCUCCUUCAACAGUUGAUAUCGUGCACCUCUGAAAAUCUCUUUCUUGGAAAGCCAAUGGCCAGGAAACCAAAACCAAAACCUUCUUUCUUCAAGGUCUUGAUCGGCAACUUCACUCCCCGAUUGCGAUUGCCGGCUCUGUUUGUGUUGAAUUAUGGCGAAAUAUUGCCUGAAAAUGUCACUCUCAAGAUCGACAGUGGAAAAUCGUGGAAUGUGAAAUUAGAACAAGACGAGGGGCAACAUUAUUUUACCCAAGGAUGGGUCGAAUUUGUUGAAGAUCUUGACCUGAAAAUGGGGACAUUUCUAGUAUUCCGGGUUGUUGAUAACUGGACCGUUAAUGUCUUAGUAUAUGGAUUAAGUGGCUGUGAAAUGGAAUUUGAAGGUGGUGAAAGCCAGACUAACGACUCUGAACUUGAAGAAGUGCCCCUUCGACGCUCUGCACGCAAUGCAAAGGGGAAACAACCAGUCUACGCUCUGAAGAAAGAGGCUUGGACUAUUUGCGAUCAUAAACCUGAAGGUUCUGCCGAAACAACGAACCCACAAUUCUGUGUAACUCUGAAGGAACAUCAUCGAUAUAGACUGACCCUUUAUAAGGAAUUUGCUACUGAGACUGAAUUAGUUUACAAAAAAGCCGUGGUAUUGGAGGAUCCACAAGGGCGUUAUUGGCCUGUUGCACUGCACUGGCCAAAGGCAAGAUGGUUUAAGCUUGAAAUGACUACCGGCUGGUCAGAAUUACGUAAAGCAAAUAGAUUAGCCUUUGGGGACACCUGCUCGUUCGAGUUCAUUCCUAGUAAGAAUGUUAUUCGGGUUACGGUGAUCAAGCAUGAAAUCAGCUAG